This is a messenger RNA of Cyprinus carpio (common carp), 3246 nucleotides long. RefSeq names its product melanin-concentrating hormone receptor 2-like. The record is from RefSeq and is a predicted model, not a curated record. NCBI's taxonomy places the organism in Eukaryota, Metazoa, Chordata, Actinopteri, Cypriniformes, Cyprinidae. Gene Ontology annotation, biological process: neuropeptide signaling pathway. Gene Ontology annotation, molecular function: G protein-coupled receptor activity; neuropeptide binding. Gene Ontology annotation, cellular component: neuron projection; membrane.
UUCAAACAGCCGUAGUGAAGGAGACAGACGCGCAGAAUACGCACAGAAGCUCCAGCCUUUGGGCAUAUAUGUAACAGUAUCUCAAGAGACCGAGGAAGCAUCGGCAAACUGAAUGAAAAGCAAAGCAGAUGACAACGGGGCGAUAAGUGACACCCGAGAGAAGCUUUUACAACUUUAAACGGUUUGGAUAUGAAGUAGAGCGCUGCGUAAAAGCUUGCGUAAGCGUGCGAAGACCAGACUAAGACGACAACUUUUCAUAGUUAUUUAUUAAUUUAUUAAUUUAUUUUUUUAAGAUGAACACCUCGGAUAUUCUUUGCGCUUCCGAAUUUGCAAAUUCGUCUAACUUUUCGUGUGUGAACCGAACCAUCCCCUCCUACAGCAUCAUUGACAUCGCGUCUUUCAUGCACAUCUUCCCCACUAUCUACGGCAUUCUGUGUUCAGUUGGAGUUCUGGCCAACGGUUUGGUGAUCUAUGCUGUGGCAUCAUGCAAGAAGAAGAUGGUCUCUGAUAUUUACGUGCUGAAUCUGGCCAUCGCAGACCUGCUUUUCCUGUUGGUGAUGCCGUUCAACAUCCAUCAGCUGGUCAGGGACCGACAGUGGGUCUUUGGCCACUUCAUGUGUAAAGCUGUGGUGGUGGUGGACGUCAGUAACCAGUUUACCACAGUGGGCAUAGUAACUGUACUCUGCAUUGACAGGUACGUUGCAAUUGUACAUCCUACAUCUGAAAAGAGGACCAUUCAGUGGACCAUCAUCGUUAACAUUAUGGUGUGGGUGGGCAGCUUCCUUCUGAGCAUCCCAGUCAUGAUAUACACUAAAGUCAUCUCCAAAAAGGACAUGGACAUCUGUAUGAUUAACCUGGAUGGGCCUCAGGAUAUGUACUGGUACACGCUUUACCAGUCCACACUGGGUUUCAUCGUCCCCCUCAUUAUAAUAAUUACAUUUUACACUCUCACUCUAUACCACGUGUUCCGCUCCAUCCGGAGGGUCAAACGCAAGCAGUCAGUGUGGGCCAAACGUGCCACCAAGACAGUUGUGAUGGUGAUCGCCCUGUUCCUGGUCUGCUGGUCCCCCUACCAUGUCAUCCAGGUGAUCAACCUCAGCAUCCAGCAGCCUACCAGCGCCUUUGUGUACGCGUACAACAUCAGCAUCUGCCUAAGCUACUCGCACAGCUGCAUCAACCCUCUAAUGCUGCUGGUGUUUGCCCAAAACUACCGCGAUCGCCUCUGCCAUCACAAAGAGCUGCGCUCCCAGAUCAGCUCAUCCAAGACCACCGUCAAAACCGAGGGAGGGUCUAGCGUCAGCCCGGACACCAGCCACCGCUGUACUGUCAUCUAACACCCGUCGAGCCUUGCUAGACGUGCUAACUGAGGAAAACGAAGAGAAAAGUGGAGGCAUGUACUGCAACACUUGCUGCACAAGUGUCAGUCGCAUGGUAGACUGUUUCUCAAAGGGGAAAACUGUGAAAUGAAAUGCCACAGUAAACUUUCAGGAGACAUGAAGGAGUGAAUCAGCACUCAACUGUGUCUGUGGUUUGUGUCACACUCUGGAAAAGUGAUUAUAAUGUUAUUUUACUCUUUUCAGUGUUUACUGUUAAUUUAUCUGGUAUUCAUUGUAAACUGUUAAUGUAUCUGUUUUUUGAAUGGUUCACCCAAAAACCAAAGUUCGGUCAUCGUUAACUAGCUGGCAUGUUGUGCUGUGUGACUUUUUUUGCCAUAAAACACAGUUAGAAUUUUUUUUUUUCUUUUUCCAAGCAAUUAUAGUGAAAAGAGACUGAGGUAUUCAAGCUUCAAAUAGACAAACAAAAACAUAAACAUAUUAUUAAAAGUAUAAUAAAAGUGCAGCUUGUUGUGUAUUUCAGUUCUUGAAGUCAUACAAUAUUCUUUUGUGUGAGGAACAAACUUUUAAUGAGUGAAAUUUUAAUGAAUGUCAUUGAUAAUCUUCAAAUGAGCUGUUUUACAAGCAGAUCAUUUAAUCAGUGAGCUGGAUUAGUUCAGCUUGUAAAUGAAUUAUUCAGAUUGGUUUAGUGACUGAAUCGUCUGAUUCGUUGAACAGAUCAGACUCAAAAUUAUCCAUGCACAACAUUUAUUUUGCUAUAGUAUGGCUUCAGAAAUUUUGAAUAUAGUGCAUGAGUCAUAUGGACUAUUUUAUGAUAAUAUUAUGAUGUUCUUUUCGAAGCUUUAAAGCUUCAGUGCUUGUUCAUUGAAACUGCAUGGCAGAGAAAUCAGUAUAAUUCUGAAAAAAGAGUGCCUUUUGUGUUCCAAAUAUGAAAGAAUUUCAAACAGGUUCAAACAGGGAGCAUAAUUUACUCACAUGAGUGAAUAAAUGAUGACAGCAUUUCUAUUGCUUAUUCUCUUUAAAGACAAUGGUCAGGAUUUUUGUAAUAUAGCAUUUGUGGCUUUUGUUUGCAUUGUUAGGGAAUGAUAUGAGAAUGACAUCAGAAUCGUAACUGUCUUUAAUACAGACAUCAAAUAAAAUGUCUACAGUAUGUAAUAUGUACUUUUGUGUGUGUGUGGGCACGUAUAGUGUUAAAGAAGUCCAAUAGUAAGUAAAAUAAGCAAAUAUGGUGAUUUAAGAUAGGUCUAACUCAUAAAUAUGACAUUCUAUGGCAUUCUCAUAAAUGUGUAAAUAUUGGCUUAACGUUUAAGCAUUUUGCUAAAUAUAGUACACAUUUAAAUGUUUUGGUUUUAAAUGUCUCCGAAUUGUUACUGGACCCUUGACCUUGACCAUAUGUAGUCUUGUUGUAAUGCAUGUCUGUUUAAUCUUCACUUAGGACAUUGUACAAGACAUAAUAUCCGUGACUGUAUGCUUCUGAGCAUUUUAUUACAUGAAUUCACAAAGAUAUCCAGUGUGAAAUUCCCUGUGUGGUUCUGUUUUCCCGUUUUAUUUCUAAGAAGCCCCUGCGGCCCAUGUGAGAACAGUCCUGUUCACUGUUAACGUGUGACACUUAAACUAUGUGUGACUAGUCACAUUUCAGUCUUGCCACCCUCAAUCAACACAUUAUGAUGCCUGGCAAGUAAACAAAGAACUGCAUAUUAUUUAAUAUAUAUUUUGUCGUGCAUUGACAAAUACAUGACAAUUUUUAAGUCACUUGCAAAUCAGGAAGAAAUGUAUACUUCACGAUCAGUGAUAACAUAUACCUCCUGUUUCUUGUCUGUCCAUCCUGAAGGCUUUUGAUUUUAAAACAUUGACCAUUUGAAUGAAAAAUCAAGUAGUUCUUGUAUCACGCUGGUGUGCAUUUGUAAAUAAA